AUGGUACCUUCAUUUGUUCCAGUCCUCUUCACCGCAGCGCUACUGCUGAGAUUGUCACACUCAAGAACGCUCUUUCCCUUCGAACAAGAACAACUUACACGAGAGUAUGUCGCUUCAUUGCCGGCAGAAGAUGCACUUCUCUUCGCAUUUGAAGAUCAGAUCGUCGAAGUAGAAGCGGUCAACAACAUAGACAAGCGGUGUCGAUACGAUCCUUUAGACCAAAAAUGGCCGUCGACAAAGGCCUUGAACAAGUUGAAGAAGCAGCUGAGCUCACAAGGCGCAUUGAUCGUGCCAGUACCACAGGCGUCGGCAUGCUAUGGCACCACGAAGAAUGACGCGCAAUGUCAAGCAAUAACAAGCAACUGGACAAACUCGUACAGCCACAUCGACGACCCAAUCGAAGUUUUGUCACCACUCUACCAGGGUCUAACAUGCCAGCCACCUUCGGUGUACGACAGCAAGAAUUGCACACUUGGAGGGUCGCCAUCGUAUGUCAUCGCUGCGAAGACAGUGUCGGAUAUACAAUCUGUCAUCAAUUUCUGCCGGAACGACUUUCUGCGCUUGGUGGUGAAGAACACAGGACACGACUUUUCGGGAAAGAGUACGGGACAUGGCGCAUUUAGUAUCUGGACGCAUGGACUCAAGGAUAUGCAGUACUUUGACAGCUAUGUGGACGAAUCGGGGUACAAGGGACCAGCGAUUAAGGCUGGUGCUGGAGUGCAGGCGUUUGAGCUUUACAAGUUUGCGGAUCAAAAGGGCGUUGUGGCGGUGGCUGGCGAAGGACAGACCGUUGGUAUAUUUGGAGGAUACAUUCAAGGAGGUGGGCACUCGCCCCUCAGCUCAAUAUACGGCAUGGCAGCAGACCAUGUCCUCGGCUUUGAAGUUGUCACACCUCUUGGAGACUUUGUGACUGCGAACUCGACCAACAACCAGGAUUUGUUCUGGGCUCUAAGAGGCGGAGGCGGAGGUACAUUCGGAGUAGUGACAUCCGUCACAAUCAAAGUCUACAAAGACAUGCCCGUCUCCGCCGCAUCAUGGACCCUCUCCAGCUCCAAAAUCGGCAAGGAGAAAUUUUGGGCAGCCACAAAAGCAUUCUUCGACCGCGCAACCGACAACGCCGAUGCAGGAACAUACGCCUACUUCCUCCUCGCUCCCACCGGAACGGACUUCACUCUAACCAUGCAGCCCUUCUUCGCGCCCAACAAAACUUCUGCCCAACUCAACACCCUCCUCGCCCCAUACCUCUCAAAAUUGACAUCUCUCAACAUACCCUUCUCACCCAAAAUCACAGAGUACAAAUCCUUCUACCCCGCCUGGCAAGCUGAAUUCCCCGUCGAGGCCUCGUCAGGCAAUAAUGCCAUCAUAAGUUCGCGCCUGCUUCCGCGCUCAAACUUCGCCAGCGAAACAGGCCGCAACACGACCUUCGCCGUGCUCCGCCGCACUGUCGAAGCAAACCACACACUUAUAGCGUUCAACAUGGCCACCCGCGGCAGCAACCCUUCCAACGCCGUGAAUCCCGCGUUCCGCAACUCAGUAUACCACGUCAUCGUCGACCGGCCGAUCGACCCAGCUGCCUCAGCGUCUACGUUGAACGCUGUAAGAACAGCGUUUACCAACGGCACGAUGAAGGCGUGGCGCGACGUCUCGCCGGGCAGUGGGGCGUAUGUCAAUGAGGCGGAUCGCGUGGAGCCGGAUUGGCAGCGCAGUUUUUGGGGGGACGGGUAUGAGCGGCUUAGGGCGAUUAAGAGGGAGAUGGAUCCGAGGGAUGUGUUUUGGGCGAGUAGGGCGGUGGGGAGUGAGGGGUGGGGCGUGGAGAGGGGGGAUGGAGCGAGCAGUGAGGAUGGGAAGUUGUGUCGGGUUGGGACGUGA
Molecule: messenger RNA, 1869 nt
Organism: Parastagonospora nodorum SN15
Lineage: Eukaryota; Fungi; Ascomycota; Dothideomycetes; Pleosporales; Phaeosphaeriaceae
Exons: 2
Coding region: 1-1869 (622 amino acids)
Molecular function (GO): FAD binding; oxidoreductase activity
Source: RefSeq, a predicted model, not a curated record